This is a messenger RNA of Caenorhabditis angaria, 4539 nucleotides long. The record is from the annotation of a GenBank genome assembly. Lineage: Eukaryota; Metazoa; Nematoda; Chromadorea; Rhabditida; Rhabditidae.
AUGAGCAAUCUCUCCUCAUUUCUCCUCAUUUUUGCACCAUUUUUUGUGCAAUCUCUUCUCUCCCCAUCUUCAUCCAACAAUCAAAAUCUGGCCAAAAUAUCUGGUGAUUGUGAUGCCGAAUUCUCAGUUGCCGCAACUCAAUUAGCCUCUCAACAUAUUCAAGAUCAAUCAAUUAUUGAUUAUAUUCAUGCCGUGAUGUCAUCGUGCAAUAAAGCGCCAAUUCAAAAAAUGGCCGAAGUUUCCGUGUUUUUAUUGCAUAAAGGAACGGUGACACCGAAAGUUAUGGGAGAGAUACGGUAGGUUUUGGCGGGAAAAAUUUGGGAAAUUUUGAAAUUAUGAAAAAUUCACUGUUUCAAAAAUUUCAGAAAUUUUUUUCCGAUUUUUAAUUAACUAAUAUCUGCCAGAUUGCAAAGAGCACAAUUUUUGUUAAGAAAAAAAUUUACUGUUUCAAAAAUUUCAGAAAUUUGAAAUGUUUUUUCCGAAUUUUUGAUAACCAUUCUGUUUUCUUCUCUAGAAAAAUUCACUGUUUCACAAAUUUAAUUUUGAAAAAAUUAUCUGAUUGUGCAAUUUCAAGGCUAAAAAAAAUUCGAAAAAAUUUUAUAUUGCAUUGUUUUUCACAAUAUUUCACUUACUCUACUUAAAAAAAUAGUGGCACGUGGCAAAUUAUCUUAAAUUUCAGCAAUUUUUUAAAGAAAAAAUUCACUGUUUCAAAAAUUUCAAAAAUUUUUCCGAUUUUUGAUUUAAUAGUUUUUAUAUGCAAAAUGUAGAAUUUUAAGGUCAAAAGUGCCACGUAGGAAAUUUUUUCACAAUUUUUGUUAAGAAAAAAAUUCACUGUUUCAAAAAUUUCAGAAAUUUGAAAUUUUUUCCUAUUUUUGAUUCAUCAAUAUUUCCCACGUGGCAAAAAGCACAAUUUUCUUCACAAUUUUUUUGUUAAGAAAAAAUUCACUGUUACAAUCAUUCCAAAAAUUUGAAAUUUUUUUCCGAUUUUUAAUUAUUUACGAAAAAAAUUUUUCUGAAAUUACAGAAUUUUAAGACCAAAACUGCCACGUGGAAAAAAAUUUCACAAAUAAAUUCACUGUUUCAAAAAUUUGAAAUUUUUUCCAAUUUUUAAUUAUUUACCAAAAUAAUUUUACUGAAAUUCCAGAAUUUUGAGGCCAAAAAAGCCACGUGGCAAAAAGCACAAUUUUUUAAAGAAAAAAUUUACUGUUUCAAAAAUUUCAGAAAUUUGAAAUUAAGUUUUCGUUUUCUCUGUAGAAAAAUUCACUGUUUCAAAAAUUUAAUUUGAAAAAUUCUCUGAUUGUCAAAUUUCAAUCAACUAUCGAGUUCAAAAAAAAUAAACAAAAAUUCGAAAAAAUUUUAAAUUGCAAAUUUUUUCACAAUAUUUUACUCUAGUUCAAAAAUUUCAGCAAUUUUUCAUUUAAAAAAAAUCACUGUUUCAAAAAAUUCAGAAAUUCAAAAAAAACAUAUUCUUGCAAUUCUGCGAAUAUUAAUUAAUCGCCAAUAAACUGUGCCACGUGGCAUAUCUACAGUACCCCAACCAACAUUUUCCCUUGUUUUUCAGCGAAACUUUCGACGAAAUUCAAAAACGUCGUGACACCGAAUUAUCCGCGAAAAUGCAACAACUUCCACCAGAAAUGUAUAGUGUGAGUUUUUUUUAAAAAGAUUUUUGCGGCUGAAAAUCUGAAAUUUCAGCAUAAAUUAUUUCAGACCGCUCAAAAAAUUCUGCAAAUUUCCAAAUCGGCAGGUUUGUCGGGAAAUGAGAGACGAGAAAAAAUCGAAAAAUCGUUGGCCGCAGUUCCGGGUUCAUAUCAAUUUCGGAUUUUGCAAAUUUUCGAUGAAAAACCAGCGAAAAUGGACGCGGAACCGAUUUUGGAGAAACCUGAUGAACCGGUGGGUUACUGUAGUUUUUCGGGGGAGAUUUUUGCAGUCCGGGGUACUGUAGUUUAAAAAAAUACAUUAAUUUUGUAGUUCGGGUAGUCUAUCUUUAAAUUAUGUAUUUUUUUGCAGUUCGGGUUACUGUAGCUCUAUUUUUAGACAAAAUGCAAUGAUUUUGCAGUUCGGGUUACUAUAACUGGGAAAAUUUUUUGCAGUCGGAGUACUGUAGGCCAAGAUUCCAAAAAUUUUGCAGUUCGGGUUACUGUAGUCUUAUUUUUUUAAAAUUCAAAACAGUUGAUAUUUUUGCAGUCCGGACUACUGUAGCUCUAUUUUCAAACAAAAAUGAAAUGCUUUUGCAGUUCGGGGUACUGUAUUCAUUACGAAUCGUAGAAAAUCCUACAAUAUUUCUACCGAACUGCAAAAAAGGUACUGUAGAUAAGUACAGUAAUACUGAAAAAAAACAAAAAUUAUACAGUAUCCCGAACUGCAAAAAUCUUGUUACCUAAUAUGUACAAAUCUUGCAGUUCGGGGUACUGUAGCUACAGUAAUCUUCAAAAAAAACAACAAAAUUUAUAAAGUCACAAACUGAAAAAAUCUUGUUUUUCAAGUACAAAUUUUGCAGUUCGGGGUACUGUAGCUACAGUAAACUUUGAUUUUGUUCCAGAUUCAACCACCCGCACCCAAAUCCUUCGCCAUCCAACGUCUCCACCAAAUUCACCCACCUGAACAACAAUUGAACCCAGAACAUCUAAGUGCUCCGCUGAAAAUCCCACAUCUCAAAAUCCCCUUUGCUCCAGCUCCGGCUCAAAAACUAGGCUCAGGAUCAAGCCCAGGCCCAGAAGGCCCCCUGAAGAUAACACAUUCCGCACAGAACCAACUCUUUCCGGACCUUCCGCCAAUCGUUCCGCAAGUCGUUCCGCAAGCGCAAAAAUUCCAGCAAUUUUUGGAGCAGAAUCCGAAUCUCAACACAAUUCUCAAAUCGAUUGUGCAAAAAGGUGCCAAGACUUUGCCGGAAUCUGUGGGUACGGUAAACCGCGACGCAACCGCGUCGCAUCUCCUCAGUCCGCAAAUGUGGUCGGACGCGGCGAAAUACUUUGCCGCUUCUUCGAAUGAUCUACCCACUGCGCUCUCGAAUUUCAUCGAGAAAUCGGGAGCUGCGCAAAUUCUUCCGCGUUCCGCGGCGGCUUCCGCGCGUCAACACGACGGCGCGUUGGAUAAAUACGACACGCAUAUCGAUCGAUUUGCCACGUCAGGACCGGCGAAUCGUUGGGAGGUCGCGUCGAUUCCGCAGCAGCCAGUCAUCAAGACUGUGCAGCCGCCUCCCGGAACCGCUGUGAAUAUGCCACUGCCUGUUGAGAGCCCGAAAGGUUUGCAGAUAGGGAUGCCGACGAUGCCGCCGUCAAGCGGAUAUCACACGUAUGCACCGGCACCUGCGGCGAUUGUGCCGCAGGUUGUGCCGGUUUUGACGCCGGAGGAGAUUACUGGGUCUUAUAGGUGAGUGGGGGUAGAGAUGCAGAGAAAGCAGAGAGCUAGAGAUUCGAAUUAAAUGGGAGAUACACUCGAGCUGGUCAGAGACGCAGAGAAGCUAGACGGUUAGAAUGUGCAAUUUUUAAAGGGACAUACACUCACUAAGCUCGAGCGUUUUAUUUUUCACUGUUUCAAAAUUUAUUUGUGAACUCAUUUCAAAACUCGUGGAAAAAAUUUUACGCUGAAAAUCAUGAAUUUACUGGAAUUCGCUGAAAAUUGAGUUUUUCAUGAUUUUCAGCACAAAAUUUCAGUCUACAGAAGCAGGGACAUUAUCAGAUCCCGAAAAACCUAUUUAAACAUAUCCAAAUUUUGAAACAGUAAAAAAUCUUCUAAAUCAAAAUUUUGCGCUGAAAAUCUUGAAGCUACUGAAAAUCGCUGAAAAUUGAGGUUUCCAUGAUUUUCAGCACUAAAUUUCAGAUUAGAAGUUGCAUUUGAAAUGGAUCAGAAAAACCUUCGCAAAACUUUUAAAAAUUUUGAAACAGUAAAAUUUUUAGAUCAAAAUUUUAAAAAUCAUGAAACGACUGAAAUUCGCUGAAAAUUGAGAUUUUCUAGAUUUUCAGCACAAAAAAUUUCAGAUUAGAAGUUACAAUCGUUAUAUCAGAUUUCAAAAAAACCUUCGGAAAACUUAUCCAAAUUUUGAAACAGUGAAAACAUUUUCUAGAUCAAAAUUUUGCGCUGAAAAUCAUGAAACUACUGAAAAUCGCUGGAAAUUGGGUUUUUCAUGAUUUUCAGCACUAAAUUUCAGAUUAAAAGUUACAAUCGUAAUAUCAGAUUCCGAAAAAACCGUCGGAAAACUUAUCCAAAUUUUGAAACAGUGAAAAAAUCUUCUAGAUCAAAAUUUUGCGCUGAACAUCAUGAAUUCACUGAUAAUAGCUGAAAAUUGGGUUUUUCAUGAUUUCCAGCACAAAAUUUCAGUCUAGAAGGUAUUUUCAGCCUAAUAUCAGGUUCCAAACAUUUUUUCGGAAAAUAUAUCCAAAUUUUGAAACAGUGAAAAAAUUUUCUGGAUCAAAAUUUUGCGCUGAAAAUCAUGCUGUAAUUUUCAGACAACCAAUACAUCCGAUUCUCAAUCAACGUCUUCCAAACGGCCAAUUUCGAAAUGUGAAAAUCGAUGCGAUAAACGAGCAAAGAUUGAAAUAA